Molecule: messenger RNA, 2333 nt
Organism: Esox lucius (northern pike)
Lineage: Eukaryota; Metazoa; Chordata; Actinopteri; Esociformes; Esocidae
Gene: slc30a7
Product: solute carrier family 30 member 7
Exons: 11
Coding region: 198-1376 (392 amino acids)
Biological process (GO): transmembrane transport; intracellular zinc ion homeostasis; zinc ion transport
Cellular component (GO): Golgi apparatus; membrane
Molecular function (GO): zinc ion transmembrane transporter activity
Source: RefSeq, a predicted model, not a curated record
UGAACACCCCACCUUAUUUUUUUGGACCCGUAGACUUACUACACCUGUAGGCGGUUGACACUAUUACUAAUGUUUUGGCAGUGCGAGUGCCCUCUAUUGACCGGAUGCAUUCAUGCCUUCUUCGGCAAGGUGGAGUUGAGUUGGUGAUCAUAGCAGAAACCAGCAGUCGUUAGCUAACCAUAACCGGGACUGUUAAAAUGUUACCAUUAUCUAUUAAAGACGACGAGUACAAGCCAGCCAAAUUUAACCUUCCUGCCAAGAUUUCAGGAUGGUUCAGAUCAAUCCUAUCUGAUAAAACGUCACGCAAUUUGUUUUUCUUUCUCUGCCUGAAUCUAUCCUUUGCGUUCGUUGAAUUAUCGUAUGGGAUAUGGAGUAACAGUUUAGGUUUGAUAUCAGAUUCUUUUCACAUGUUCUUCGACUGUACUGCACUUUUAGCUGGGCUGGCUGCCUCUGUGAUCUCCAGAUGGAGGUCAAAUGACUCAUUCUCUUACGGGUAUGUGAGGGCGGAGGUGUUGGCAGGGUUUGUGAAUGGCCUGUUCCUCAUCUUCACAGCCUUCUUCAUUUUCUCAGAAGGAGUAGAGAGGGCUUUGGAGCCUCCACACGUGAAUCACGACCGCCUGCUCCCGGUGUCUGUCGCUGGGCUGCUGGUCAACCUGGUGGGGAUCUUUGUCUUUCAGCACGGGGGUCACGGCCACUCUCACGGAGGGGAUGAAGGUCAUGGCCACAGCCACUCUCUGUUUAACGGCAGUGUGGGUCAUGGACACAGUCAUGGGGGUCACGAGACCAAACACGGCCACGGAGAUGGGCACGGCCACUCCCACGGAGAUCACGGCCACUCCCACGGAGAUCACGGCCACUCCCAUGGAGGCCAUGGCCACUCCCAUGAGGACCCCCAUUGCCAUGAUGAGCUGCACACUCCAGGGAAGGGCUCAAGUAAACAGAUUUUACAAGGGGUGUUUCUACAUAUUGUAGCUGACACACUGGGCAGCGUUGGAGUGAUAAUCUCAGCCAUCUUGAUGCAGAAGUAUGACCUGAUGAUCGCUGACCCCAUCUGCUCCAUUUGCAUCUCCAUUCUAAUCGGAGUCAGCGUGGUGCCGCUACUGAGGGAGUCCAUCGGGAUUCUGAUGCAGCGGACUCCACCCGCUCUGGACCACGCCUUGCCAGAAUGCUACCAGAGGGUGCAGCAGCUGCAGGGUGUGUACAACCUGCAGGAGCCUCACUUCUGGACCCUCUGCACGGAUGUCUACAUUGGGACACUCAAGCUGCUGAUCGCACCCGACGCCGACAGCAAAUGGAUCCUCAGCCAGACGCACAACAUCUUCACACAGGCUGGUGUACGGCAGUUGUAUGUCCAAAUAGAAGUGGCAGCGAUGUAGGUUCUUCUACAUCUCCUUGGGAGUCCAGGACCAAAGCCCUCUGUGUGCUGCCGGGGGGUGGUGUGGGGGUUACCACCACCUGUUUCUCCCUAAACCAGCAUCGUUGGGUUUCAAAGUCCACAUCCCAAACCAAGGACCAAGAUGGGAAAAGCCACAGGACUCAUAUCCUCUUAUUCUUAGUAGGAUACAAAAAAAAAACCCCAGGAGGAAACCAAAACUUGCCAAUUACGACGUGAUGUCUGCAAGGAAUACUGGACUUUUACUACAGACACUGCACCCCCUUCUGCUCAUUCUACCGUUUAAAACUUGUCAUAAUGUCAAGAGACCCUGUGGUCUCGUCGUAUGUCUUUUUGGUUUUAAUUCAUUUGUAAUUACUGUCUCAGAAGUACACUUCACUGGCCAUUUUGUGAUAAGCCCUACAAUCAUGUAAGAUCGAUUGAUAGUCUAUUUUUGUACCUGCGUGUAAUACCAGUCACAGAUGAUUCAUAAAUAAGGGGCAUAUUCCAUUAGGCUGUUUAGUUGCACUUUGCACACGUGAGGCCUUUUGACUGUCAUUCUGGGUUUCUUAAGUGCCUUUUCCAUCAAGUCAUGGGCUAUGUGAGUUGUAUCUGUGUGUGGGGCCAGAAUCCUGUCCCUCAAGACCCGGAGAGAAUCAGACGGCCAACGUCUCUUUAUUCCAAACCCAUGGUGCACUCUUGAGGGUUUGUCUGGAAAUUUUUCCUAAGGGAAAGUUGUCAGAACUCCUCUUGACCACUUCUGACAAAAUUCCCUGGACAGCAGAUUUGUUUGAACCAUGUACAGCUGCAUACAGCCGUGUCAAGGGAAACGGCUAAAACAGAUGUAAAAAUGAAGUGAGCCUGAAACCCGCGAUUUCAUCGCCCUCAUUUGUCUUAUGUUUUAUUUACAGGGCCAAGUGUGCAGUCAACCAGUUUCUUUUUGAAAUGUAAUAAAUGAUUU